AUGGCUUUGGUUGCUCCCACUGUUGCUCAAUUCAAAUGGAUCAUUGACGUCGCAAGAGAAUUAAUUCGUUUAAGACGUGAUAAUCAUGACGAUUUUGAGUUUGUUCCAAACAAUCAUCAUGAAAGAAUAUGGAGAAUCAUAUCCAAUCGAUUGUUUAUUAAUAGAGGGUUUGUCGCUUUUCCCUCUCAAUGUCGAAGAAAAUGGUACUCAUUAAAAUAUGG
Funneliformis geosporum is the source of this 221-nucleotide messenger RNA. Lineage: Eukaryota; Fungi; Glomeromycota; Glomeromycetes; Glomerales; Glomeraceae. The record is from the annotation of a GenBank genome assembly.